GGAGGGGGAGAGGUAGAGAGAGAGGGGGAGGAGGGGGAGAGAAGCGGUGGUGGAAGCCCGAGCGGCGCGAGGUUCCGAUAGAGAAGGCGGCGGCGGAGUCUGCGGCGGAGCGGGAGCGGGUCAGGAAGGCGGGAGAGGGAGGGAGAGGCCGCAGUCACAGCCCAGGAGGAUGGACAUCAAGACGGCGGUGUUCAACGCGGCCCGAGACGGCAAAGUGCGGCUGCUGCAGAAGCUGCUGUCCACCAAGACCCCGGAGGAGGUGUCGGCGCUGGCGGCCGAGAAGUCGAACGGGGCCACGGCGCUGCUGAUGGCCGCCCGGUACGGCCACCUGGAGGUGGUGGUGUACCUGCUGGAGCGGUGCGGCGCGGCCGUGGAGCUGGGCGGCUCGGUCAACUUCGACGGGGAGACGAUCGAGGGCGCCCCGCCGCUGUGGGCGGCCUCGGCGGCGGGACACCUGGCGGUGGUCAGGUCGCUGCUGGAGCGCGGGGCCUCGGUCAACAACACGACCCUCACCAACUCCACCCCGCUCAGGGCCGCCUGCUUCGACGGCCACUUGGACAUCGUCAAGUACCUGAUCGAGCACCGGGCCGACAUGGAGGUGGCCAACAGGCACGGCCACACCUGCCUCAUGAUCUCCUGCUACAAGGGCCACAGGGACAUCGCCAAGUACCUGCUGGAGAAAGGAGCCGAUGUCAACAGGAAAAGUGUCAAAGGAAACACAGCUUUGCACGACUGUGCUGAGUCCGGGAGCUUGGAGAUCAUGAAGAUGCUGCUUAAAUACGGAGCGAGGAUGGAGAAAGAUGGGUACGGAAUGACCCCAUUGCUCUCAGCCAGUGUGACCGGUCACACCAACAUUGUGGACUUUCUAACCCAGCAUCCACAAACCAGCAAGGUCGAGAGAAUCAAUGCCCUGGAGCUCCUGGGAGCCACCUUUGUUGACAAGAAGAGAGAUUUGCUGGGAGCUAUGAAGUACUGGAAGAGAGCUAUGGACAUGCGAUACAGCGAUAUUGCUAGAGUCCUUGGGAAACCUGAGCCCAAGGAGUUAGUGAUGGCUUAUGAUUAUACCAAAGAAGUAACGACUGUGGAGGAACUGGAAGCCUUGAUUGCUGAUCCAGAUGAGAUGAGGAUGCAGGCUUUAUUGAUCAGAGAGAGAAUACUGGGCCCCUCUCACCCAGAUACCUCUUAUUACAUCAGGUACAGAGGUGCAGUCUAUGCCGAUUCUGGCAACUUUGAAAGGUGCAUCAAUCUGUGGAAGUAUGCGUUGGAUAUGCAGCAGAGCAACCUGGACCCAUUGAGCCCCAUGACCGCCAGUAGCUUGCUGUCUUUCGCUGAACUUUUUUCUUUUAUGCUACAAGACCGAACGAAAGGUGUCUUGGGAACGUCCGUGUCUUUCUCUGACUUGAUGGGGAUACUGAGCAAAAGCGUCUUUGAGAUAGACCGGGCCAUUAAACAGAUACAGUCUCCCCCAGAUCCUACGCAGCUAAGCAAAGCCCUGUCCAUCAUCUUGCAUUUAAUUUGCUUGCUGGAGAAAGUGAAAUGCAGCUCUGAGCAGGAGCAGUUCAAGAGGCAAACCAUCUACAGGUUUCUGAAGCUAAACUCCAGAGGGAAAGCUGGGUUUUCUCCACUUCACCUCGCAGUCGAUAAAGACACCACCUCUGUCGGUCGCUAUCCAGUUUGUAAAUUCCCAUCUCUGCAAGUCACAGCAAUGUUGUUGGAGUGCGGAGCAGACUUCAACUCAAGAGACUUGGACAGCAACAGUCCUUUGCACAUUGCUGCACGCAACAACCACCCUGAGAUCAUGAAUCUUCUGAUUAAGGCAGGAGCACACUUUGACACCACAAACUCCCAAAAGCAGACAGCCUGCGACUUACUCGAUGAGAAGGAAAUGGGGAAAAACUUAAUUCAACCUAUCAACCAUACAACUUUACAGUGUCUUGCUGCCCGUGCCAUAGUCAAACACCAAUUGGUUUACAGAGGACAGAUCCCAGAAAAAUUGGAGGCAUUCAUUUUGCUGCACAGAUGAUUGAUUGCUUCAUAAGCUCUCUUUUUGUAAAUAUGGGAAGAAAUUGUUCAAGUACUUAAGUUUUCAUCUUGCGCUAAGGGAUGUUGAAUGGAUUCAGCAGCUUUUAGUGAAUGAUGACAGCUGCAUGCUUUGUUUUGCCUUGUGGCCAACCACGCACCACAGUUCAUGCACAGCAGUAAUGCAUGUAUGUGUAUAUAUAAAUAUAUUGUAACUUUCAUCAGUAUUUUAAUGGUGUCUGGUGCUGUAUGCCACAAGUUUGCUUUUGGGUAAAUUGGGCACGGUUCAGCCUGUAAUGCCUUUUGAGCUCUAGAAAAAUUUCUGCCAAAUGUGAUUUUCGUUCUAACCAUAUUUUACUAUUUACAAAGUAUCAGGGUAUCUGAAGCUGACUUUUCAAUUCCUUUUUGUGCUGGUUAGUGUAGAUGCAAUUUUCACAAUUUUUAAGAAAAACUUAUCUGUUUUGCCUCUGUUCACAACUGUGAGCCAUUUAAUUAAUCCUUGCAAGCUGUUUAAACUAGCUUUAACAUCAGCAAUACCUGAAGUGCUUUUAAGUUUCCAGUGCACUGGCUUGGACGAAUGACUGUUCUGUGUCGGAACAUUUCUCUGCAGAUACUGCAUCCUGAAUGGGACAUUGGGUAUCUUUUCCAUGCGAUACUUUUCCUUUUUGAAGCGCUCAUUCAUCAAAAACGUCAUAGGUAUUUUUAAAUUGGCAAAAGAUGUAUUCUGACCUCUUGCAACUGAUGGAAAGCACCUGUGGGCUUUUUUUGUACAAAUUUAAAAAUAGGGCUUUACCCUCAAGGUUGCUGCAUUGUGUCCUUUAAUGUCUUGUUAGUGAAUGAAUGGGGGGAAUGAGCUACCUUUUGAUCCGUGAGCAAAUGCAUCUUUAAAAUGGAGACUUUGAGAAGUUUGCUUUUAAUGCCUUUUGUAGAGUAAACUGAGGUGUGGUUUCUUUGGUUUGAAGUGACCUCCUGCCUUUGAGGUGUUUAAAAUCAAUCGUUAUGGAGAUUACAUCAAAGUACCUUGAUAAACAGUGCAUAAGAACCGUACUACUGUUGUAACACAGAGGCUGACCUGAUUGAGAGAGGAGUUGGAUUCAGGUAAUUACUGUAAUUCUGCACUUUAUUGAUAAGUUAUGGCACGUGGGCCAUGUAAUGUCUUAAUUGAAGUGUUCACAAUAAAAUGCAAGAAAGUUUCACUCGCCUUUGCCAGUGUCAAAUUUGCUGUGUUGCCAAUUGUUGUUCAUGGAGUGGAUAUUUCCAGCCUGUAAAGGAAUUGCUGCUUUUAAAUGUACUUUAUACAACAUGUGGUGUGUGUAACCCAUAGAAUAAAAGUUAUUCUAUGACUGUAGAACAACUUCCAUGAAA
Molecule: messenger RNA, 3384 nt
Organism: Callorhinchus milii (elephant shark)
Lineage: Eukaryota; Metazoa; Chordata; Chondrichthyes; Chimaeriformes; Callorhinchidae
Gene: fem1c
Product: fem-1 homolog c
Exons: 2
Coding region: 170-2023 (617 amino acids)
Molecular function (GO): protein binding
Source: RefSeq, a predicted model, not a curated record